This is a messenger RNA of Miscanthus lutarioriparius, 798 nucleotides long. The record is from the annotation of a GenBank genome assembly. Lineage: Eukaryota; Viridiplantae; Streptophyta; Magnoliopsida; Poales; Poaceae.
AUGCCGAGCGCCAUGAUGGGCUCCACUGCACUGCUCUUCCUCAUCGUCACAGUGCACGUCGCUGCGGCGGCGACGGUUCAUGAGCACUCACAGUGCCUCGACAACCCGCCUGACCUCUUGCAGCGCGGCGUAGAAGCUGGCAAGGUCGAAGACAACCUCCCGGGGGGAUUCAGGGCCUAUGUCACUGGCCCGCCCAGCUCCAAACGCGCCGUCGUCCUCGCCUCCGACGUCUACGGGUUUGAGGCACCUUUACUGAGAAAAAUAGCCGAUAAAGUUGGCGCGACAGGAUACUACGUUGUGGUGCCUGAUUUCUUUCACGGUGAUCCUUACAACGACAGUAAAAAACUUUCAGAAUGGAUCAAAACUCACUCCCCGGUCACAGCUGCUCAAGAUGCCAAGCCACUCUUCGAUUAUUUAAGACGGGAAGGAAAAUCCGUUGGGGUUGGAGGUUAUUGCUGGGGUGGAAAGUUCGCAGCAGAGAUGGCGAAAACUGACGAUAUAAAAGUCGUUGUUCUUUCUCAUCCAGCAUAUGUAACUGUCAAUGAUAUGAAAGAGGUCAAAUGGCCAAUUGAGAUUCUUGGUGCUCAGAAUGACACAAUCACACCACCUGAACAAGUCCGUCAGUUUGAGCAGGCCUUGAGUGAAAGAAAGGACAAGAUUGAAUACUUUAUCAAGAUCUUCCCAAGAGUUGCCCAUGGAUUUGCUUGCAGAUAUAAUACCUCUGACCCAUUUGCAGUCAAAAAUGCUGAACAAGCUCUUGCUUACAUGCUUGACUGGUUCCAUAAAUACUUGAAGUGA